Molecule: messenger RNA, 4040 nt
Organism: Ceratotherium simum simum (southern white rhinoceros)
Lineage: Eukaryota; Metazoa; Chordata; Mammalia; Perissodactyla; Rhinocerotidae
Gene: OPA1
Product: OPA1 mitochondrial dynamin like GTPase
Biological process (GO): intracellular distribution of mitochondria; mitochondrial fission; mitochondrial fusion
Cellular component (GO): mitochondrial membrane; cytoplasm; microtubule
Molecular function (GO): microtubule binding; GTP binding; GTPase activity
Source: RefSeq, a predicted model, not a curated record
CGCGGAAGUCCAUGCGCCAUUGAGAGGGCCGCAGUGGCUGCACUGUGCCCUUGUUGCCGAGCGCCUCUUCCUGGGUCAUCCUUGGAACGGGAGCCGGACUGGAGCUGACACCGGGGCUCCGGCGUGGCCGUCUCGGCGCCUGUGUGACCUCCUCGCCGGCGGGAUGUGGCGACUACGCCGGGCCGCCGUGGCCUGUGAAGUCUGCCAGUCCUUAGUGAAACAUAGCUCUGGAAUGAAAGGAAGCUUAUCACUACAGAAACUGCAUCUGGUUUCCCGAAGUAUCUAUCAUUCACAUCAUCCUACCUUAAAGCUUCAAAGACCCCAACUCAGGACAUCGUUUCAGCAGUUCUCCUCUCUAACUAACCUUCCUUUACGUAAAUUGAAACUUUCUCCAAUUAAAUAUGGCUACCAGCCCCGCAGGAAUUUUUGGCCAGCGAGAUUAGCUGCAAGACUCUUAAAACUUCGAUAUCUCAUACUAGGAUCUGCCGUUGGGGGUGGCUAUACAGCCAAAAAGACUUUCGAUCAGUGGAAAGAUAUGAUACCUGACCUUAGUGACUAUAAAUGGAUUGUGCCUGACAUCGUGUGGGAGAUUGAUGAGUAUAUUGAUUUAGAGAAAAUUAGAAAAGCCCUUCCUAAUUCAGAGGACCUUGCAAAGUUGGCACCAGACUUUGACAAGAUUGUUGAAAACCUCAGCUUAUUGAAGGACUUUUUCACCACAGGUCACAAAUUGGUUAGUGAAGUCAUAGGAGCUUCUGACCUACUUCUCUUGUUAGGUUCACCUGGAGAAACCGCAUUUAGAGCAACCGAUCCUGGGUCUGAAAGUGACAAGCAUUAUAGGAAGGGUCUGCUUGGUGAGCUCAUUCUCUUACAACAGCAAAUUCAAGAGCAUGAAGAGGAAGCCCGCAGAGCUGCUGGCCAAUAUAGCACGAGCUAUGCCCAACAGAAGCGCAAGGUGUCAGACAAAGAGAAAAUUGACCAACUGCAAGAAGAACUUCUGCACACUCAGUUGAAGUACCAGAGAAUCUUGGAACGGUUAGAAAAGGAGAACAAAGAAUUGAGAAAAUUAGUAUUGCAGAAAGAUGAUAAAGGCAUCCAUCAUAGAAAGCUUAAGAAAUCUUUGAUUGACAUGUAUUCUGAAGUUCUUGAUGUUCUGUCUGAUUAUGAUGCCAGUUAUAAUACUCAAGAUCAUCUGCCAAGAGUGGUUGUGGUUGGAGAUCAGAGUGCUGGAAAAACGAGUGUGUUGGAAAUGAUUGCUCAAGCACGAAUAUUCCCACGAGGAUCUGGGGAGAUGAUGACACGUUCUCCAGUUAAGGUGACUCUGAGUGAAGGUCCUCACCACGUGGCCUUGUUUAAAGAUAGUUCUCGGGAGUUUGAUCUUACCAAAGAGGAAGAUCUUGCAGCAUUAAGACAUGAAAUAGAACUCCGAAUGAGGAAAAAUGUGAAAGACGGUUGUACUGUCAGCCCUGAGACCAUAUCCUUAAAUGUCAAAGGCCCUGGACUACAGAGGAUGGUGCUUGUUGACUUACCAGGUGUGAUUAAUACUGUGACAUCAGGCAUGGCUCCCGACACAAAGGAAACUAUUUUCAGUAUCAGCAAAGCUUAUAUGCAGAAUCCUAAUGCCAUCAUACUAUGUAUUCAAGAUGGAUCCGUGGAUGCUGAACGCAGCAUUGUUACAGACUUGGUCAGUCAAAUGGAUCCUCAUGGAAGAAGGACGAUAUUUGUUUUGACCAAAGUAGACCUGGCAGAGAAAAAUGUGGCUAGUCCAAGCAGGAUUCAGCAGAUAAUUGAAGGAAAACUCUUCCCAAUGAAAGCUCUAGGGUAUUUUGCUGUUGUAACAGGAAAAGGAAACAGCUCUGAAAGCAUUGACGCUAUAAGAGAAUAUGAAGAAGAAUUCUUUCAGAAUUCAAACCUCCUAAAAACAAGCAUGCUAAAGGCACACCAAGUGACUACAAGGAAUUUAAGCCUUGCUGUAUCGGACUGCUUUUGGAAAAUGGUACGAGAGUCAGUUGAACAACAGGCUGAUAGUUUCAAAGCAACACGUUUUAACCUUGAAACUGAGUGGAAGAAUAACUAUCCUCGCCUGCGAGAACUUGACCGGAAUGAACUAUUUGAAAAAGCUAAAAAUGAAAUCCUCGAUGAAGUUAUCAGUCUGAGCCAGGUUACACCAAAACAUUGGGAGGAAAUCCUGCAGCAGUCUUUGUGGGAAAGAGUAUCGACUCAUGUGAUUGAAAACAUCUAUCUUCCAGCUGCACAGACCAUGAAUUCAGGGACGUUUAAUACUACAGUGGAUAUCAAGCUUAAACAGUGGACUGAUAAACAGCUUCCUAAUAAAGCAGUAGAGGUUGCUUGGGAGACCCUACAAGAAGAAUUUUCCCGCUUCAUGACAGAACCAAAAGGAAAAGAGCAUGAUGACAUAUUUGAUAAACUUAAAGAGGCUGUUAAGGAAGAAAGUAUUAAACGCCACAAGUGGAAUGAUUUUGCAGAGGACAGCUUGAGAGUUAUUCAACACAAUGCUUUAGAAGACCGGUCCAUAUCUGAUAAACAGCAGUGGGAUGCAGCUAUUUAUUUUAUGGAAGAGGCUCUUCAGGCUCGUCUGAAGGAUACUGAAAAUGCAAUUGAAAACAUGGUAGGUCCAGACUGGAAAAAGAGGUGGUUAUACUGGAAGAAUCGGACCCAAGAACAGUUUGUUCACAAUGAAACCAAGAAUGAACUGGAGAAGAUGUUGAAAUGUAACGAGGAACACCCAGCUUACCUUGCAAGUGAUGAAAUAACUACAGUCCGAAAGAACCUUGAAUCCCGAGGAGUGGAAGUAGAUCCAAGCUUGAUUAAGGAUACUUGGCACCAAGUUUAUAGAAGACAUUUCUUAAAAACAGCUCUAAACCACUGUAACCUUUGUCGACGAGGCUUUUAUUACUACCAAAGGCAUUUUGUAGAUUCUGAGUUGGAAUGCAAUGAUGUCGUCCUCUUUUGGCGAAUACAGCGCAUGCUUGCCAUCACCGCAAAUACUUUACGGCAGCAACUUACAAACACUGAAGUCAGGCGAUUAGAGAAAAAUGUUAAAGAGGUAUUGGAAGAUUUUGCUGAAGAUAGCGAGAAGAAGGUUAAGUUGCUUACUGGUAAACGAGUUCAACUGGCCGAGGACCUCAAGAAAGUUAGAGAAAUUCAAGAAAAACUUGAUGCUUUUAUUGAAGCUCUUCAUCAGGAGAAAUAAACUGUAAUAAAAUCCUACUGAUAAUGUAAUCACCUCUACAUCACAUCUGAAGAAGGAGACCUCCAGAGUCUUUUGUCCUGCCUUUUUUUCUUCUGCUAUUCCACCUUUAUAAACAUAAAAUAAAGUCAUGGAAUAAAAAUAAUUUACGUGUGUUAGAGGCACUUUAACCAUCAGCUGCCUUUUGAAUGGCAGAGUAGAGGAAGUGGUGUUAACAUCCUGUUACCUUGCAUUGAAGUGACAAAUUGGGAUAAUGUAAGUGCUAUGGCCAUUAGGUCCAGUCCUUGAAGAUAAGAAACCUGCUCUCCUGCUUGUUGUCUCGUUUGUGGUGGCACUAGUUCAACUAAUACAUUAGCUCAUGUUACUUGAUGUCACUUUCUUUUCCAGAAGAAGAAUGCUAGGUGUUUUGAAAUAAAACUUACAGCAGUGUUCUAAAAGCUAUCAAUUGUAUAUAAAAUGAUGGUAACCCGCUAAGUUGUUGUCUGUAUCUGUAAUGUUCUGUAUCCAAAAACUAUUUGGCCAUGAUAAUUCAGUUUAUAUUCAUCAUGUGAAAGAAAACAGUUAACAGAAGAACCCCUGAAACAGGUUAAUUUGGAUUUCAAUUCUGUGUACAGUGAGAGAGAUUUCAGCCCCUUGUUGACAGCUUAGAGAGUUGCCUUAGAAGCUGAGUAGGCAGCAGUGUACCUAUCUGAUUCGGUUGAUGUUUUGUACACUCUGUAACUAUUUGAAACUCAUUCAUUUUGGAUGUUGUAUACUUGAGCUAGGCUUUCUGCUAACAGUGUUUUUUUACCUGUUGACGGAGCUAUUGGAUUGUGACACAGGAUAGGCAAGA